AUGCGUUACUCCUUGAACAUCAUCGCCCUCGCGGCUCUCGCGUCGGCCGCGCCCACCACCACCGCGCCCAUGGACUUCGAUGCCAUCAUGGGUGCCGCUGCACCCACCCUGACUGGACCUCCUGCCCUGGCCACUGGCCAGACUGGCGUCUACGACGCGGCUGCUGCAUCUCAAUCUGCCGCCGCCGCUGUCACCGGCGUCGCUUCUGCCAGUGCCACUCAGUCCGUCGCGGCUCGUGGCCUCGACAAGCGCACUUUCUGCUUCUUUGGCUUCUGCUGGGGAUCUCCCUCCACCACUUCGUCCGCCAAGACUACCUCGAUCUGCACUACUUCCACCACUCCCGCUGCCGUCACCACUCCCAAGACGACCGCUCCUGUCACAACUACGGCCGUGACCACUGCCACUGCCGCUACCAUCACCACUGCUCCCACCGCGCCUUCGACCUGCACCCCGGUCAGCUGGACCAACACCUUCGCGUUCACCACUGCUUCUGGUUGCGCUGAACCUUUCGAGGUUGGCACUUACUGCGGAUUCAUCAACCCUGAGGACCCUUGCGCUGUCCAGCCCGAUGGAUACGGUACUCAGGUCCAGCCCGACACCGUCGAGGCUUUCCAGUCUUUCGCCCAGUUCCACAAGGAGGCUCAGUCGGCCGCCAACCCCUCCGGAUACGCCAACACCUUCAAGGACCUGAGCGCUGCUGUCAACGCCAACAGCUACCUCGGUCUCUACACCCUCAAGAGCUACGACGUCGCCGCCUGCGCUGCCAAGUGUGACGCCACCAACCUGUGCACCGGUAUCAACAUCUACGUCGAGCGUGACCCCUCCAUCAACCCCUCCGGCUGCUCUUGCACCAACCCUGCCUCCAUCUCCAACUACAAGUGCACUCUCUGGGGCUCCGGCGUCGACAAGGCUGCUGCUGUCAACACCGGCCAGACUCGUGAUGGCUUCCAGGUCGUGAUCACCGGCUCCAACGGCUACGAGAAGACCAACACCACCACUCCCACCACUCCCUCCGGCUGGACCAACCCCCAGGGCUGCGGCGGUGUCGUCCACUCCCACCCCAGCACCUGCAUGGGACAGAAGUUCUUCCCCGGUCCGUUCGAUGCCAGCCUCUGCGCUACCUACGCCGCUGCCCAGAACGCCCAGAACUCCAAGUCUGUCGGCCUCAGCUCCUGGGCCAGCUUCCUCGGCUACAGCCCUCUGAAGUGCAACUUCUUCAACGCCUUCAUGGUCAAACAGAACGGUAUUGCCAAGGGUACCUACUGCAGUCUCUUCACUCAGCAGUACAACCCCUCUGCUGCUUCUUACACUCCUUCUUUCUCCGCUGGAUUCUCCUGGAGCAUUGAGAGCUCCUGGUCCUUCUGCUCCAAAUAA
Messenger RNA from Colletotrichum scovillei, 1374 nucleotides. RefSeq lists its product as uncharacterized. The record is from RefSeq and is a predicted model, not a curated record. Bases 1 to 1374 code for a protein of 457 amino acids. Lineage: Eukaryota; Fungi; Ascomycota; Sordariomycetes; Glomerellales; Glomerellaceae. The transcript has a single exon.